CGGGAAGCUUGCUUGCCUGCCACCGCCUGAUCGCCUUUUGCUGCUGUGCGCUAGAGUGCUAGUCGCUAGCUGCUUCCUACGAAAACCCACCGGCAGCCUCCACGAGAGAGAAAAGACUGAGGAAUAAUUGAAGCCAGAGAGAGGGGAGGAACGCUGGAGCUUUCUUGACCUGCUUGCUGCUAGCCAGCCAGGUGUAGCAGGGUUGUGGGGAUCGAUCGAGCUGCUAGCUCCUGCGCGAGGAGACGAGAGAGAUGGAUGAGUGAAAGACAAGCGCAGGGGAGGGGCGGUUUUAGUAGCGGCUGCCUGGUGGUUGGACUGAGACAGCUGAGCUACCGGGACGCUGCCCCGGCAACGUCCUUCACGUCGUUGCCCGGCCUGUAGUCUCUCUGUGGCUAGCAGCAAGCAGGUCAAGAAAGCAGGAGAAGCAGGAGCCCGCGAGAUCGGGGAGUAGCCGACGCCGACGCCGACGACAACCGACGACUGCCGCCGGGAGCUACUACGUCAACGACGGGCUGCACAACAAUUAGCGUUGUUUUGGUCAGAGGAUAGGCGGUAAAAGAUGCAGGCAAUGUAAGUGGAUGGGGGUGCGCAGCAGGUGCCGCCAAAUCCGCUGGCUUACCUGUCAGGGAUGCCUGGGACGCGGUCUGACCUUGCCCUCCGCGUCGUGCAGUUUGUCAGCGCCACGUUGGCGGUUAUCGCCAUGACAAGGGCAGACGACUUCUCUGACGCCAGCGCAUUCAGCUUCCUAGUUGCAGCAUGUUCUCUGCAAACAUUGUGGUCGUUUAUGCUUGCCGUCUUGGACAUAGUCGUGAUGGUUAGCCAUUACCCUUUACUGGUGGAUCACUUGGUGGCAUCUAAGGUUAUAUUUGGAGAUGUGAUCACCGGUAUGCUCACCUUCUGCUCAUCGACUGCAUCGUGCGGCAUGGUCGUCUACCUCCAUUACGACAUUGAAACAUGUGCGACGGAGCACUGCACCCAGUUCCAAAACGCAACAAAAAUGGCCUUUAUUAGCGUCGCAGCAGUUGUCCCGUCGUUGAUAAUUAAUUACAUUAGCCUUUGAGCAAUGUGACUGACUGACUGCGUAGCUCGCUUUGAUUUAACUACUAGUUGGACAAAACUGUACUGUCCUAUUCUCCGGAAUAUAUGCUAGCUCUAUGCUGAGUCAAUUUACGGAG
Molecule: messenger RNA, 1175 nt
Organism: Panicum virgatum (switchgrass)
Lineage: Eukaryota; Viridiplantae; Streptophyta; Magnoliopsida; Poales; Poaceae
Product: CASP-like protein 5A2
Exons: 4
Coding region: 629-1060 (143 amino acids)
Cellular component (GO): membrane
Source: RefSeq, a predicted model, not a curated record